This is a messenger RNA of Etheostoma cragini (Arkansas darter), 3723 nucleotides long. It is a transcript of the gene rasef, whose product is annotated as RAS and EF-hand domain containing. Gene Ontology annotation, molecular function: calcium ion binding; GTP binding; GTPase activity. The transcript is spliced from 17 exons. NCBI's taxonomy places the organism in Eukaryota, Metazoa, Chordata, Actinopteri, Perciformes, Percidae. The record is from RefSeq and is a predicted model, not a curated record. The coding region runs from base 325 to 2442 and encodes 705 amino acids.
UUCUGUCCGUUCAGCUGGCUGAUGGCUGGAACAAACCGGGACAUUAUUCUCUAUUAACACAGAGGCCGAAGCUUCAACGUUUGAUAUAUUGAGCGGUUUAAUGGUUAAAGAUGGAUUACCUCGUUUGGACUAUUUUUAAAUGCGUAACAGCUGUCAAAAUGUUAGGUUAAGAGCGCGCAAGUCUGGAGGAAUACUUUGGGUGUCCGUGUCUUGAGAAUAAAACGUUCACAAGACUGAAGAGUUUCUGGAUUUGAUCAUCCAGAUCACCUUCAUUUAGUAAAACGCCUUCUUUUUUCCAGUCAGACACAGUCCUCCAUCAGGGGUAUGAGUGCAGAGGAGCAGGACCGGUUGCGCUCUCUCUUUCACGUCUACGACGUCGACAACUCCGGGCGUAUCGAGAGAAACGAGUUCCUCACCCUCUGUGCGGAACUGCAGGUGUCCGUGGCCGAGGCGGACCGGAUAUUUAACCGACUGGACGUCGAUAACGACGGUACCAUCACACUGGUGGAGUUCAUCAGUGGCUUCCGCCACGGUGAGGUCAUGGACUCGUACGGAGGAGACGUGUCCACCGCCUGGGAGAACUUCGAGAGGAGGCUGGGGGAGCAGGCCAAGUUCAUCCCCAGGAAUGAAGAAGCAGCUAUGUUGCACCAGAACAUCAGUCUGACUGAGCCCAGACUGAUAAAUCAGUUUGAGAAAGUCGUCACAAACUUCACCAAAGAGAUCAAACAGCAGAACACAGAGAUGGAAAACCUGGCCCUCGCCAUCAAACGAGUGCAGGACCAAGCAUCAAUGCAGCUCAGUGAAAUGGAUGAUGAGAUUGACCAACGCAUUCAUGCUGCUGAGAGAAAAGCCAGAGAGCAGGAGAGGAAGCAAACAGAGGCCGAACUGAGUGAGUUACGGAGAAGUUAUGAAACUGAAAUGUGUGAGCUGCAGUGUAAAAUCCAGAGGAUGCAGAUGAUAGAAGAGAAGUACAAGAACAUCACUGGGAAAGACGAGAGCUUGGCUCUGAAGAAAAAGAUCAAUGCACUAACACUGGAGAACCAGCGGUUAAAACAGGACCUGAUGAAGUCUCAGACCGAAGUUGCCUGUCUGCGCAGUGAGAUUGACUCGCUAAAGACGGAGCUAACCGAUCAAAGCAUCAGCUCGGAACGAGACGAGGAGUUUAUGAAACACUUUUCUGAUGAGCGAGAAGUCCUGGAGAGACAGAUUGAGAUUCUGCAGACAGCCAACAGGAAGCUGCAUGACAGCAACGAUGGACUGAGAUCUGCCUUGGAGAGGACCUCAAAGUCUAGUACCGGUGGAUCACCAGGAGACAUAAAGAGAAGCAGAAGUAAAAGCAUCUGCUACACAUCACCCUAUGCACUAAUGGACAGGUUCGGCCAACACAUGGAUGAUUUCCCUCUGUACAGCCGCCGACCCAGUUGUGACACUCUGGCCUUGGCCAUGUGUGACCCAGGCCUGAGACGAAGACACAGCAGCGAGUGCGAGGAGGACAGUCUGCCUGAGAUCUACGUGGACAGCGGCCUGUCAACACUCAGAGGCUCACACAGAGGCUACGACCCAGAACAGGAGAUCAAAGGUCAAGAAGAAGAGGAAGAGAAGGAGAAGAAAGGGGAGGAUGACAACAACGAUAGUUUGAUGGGGGGAAACUCUGACAAUGAACCAGCAGAGACUCCGGACAGUGAAUCAGCAUUUGGGUCGGACAGCAGCUCAGUUUUGGACUGGAAGCCAUCUGAACCCAUUAGUGUGACCAAACCCUCAGCCCCAACUACUCGGAAAGCCCUCAGCGCCAUCAGUGUGCAGAAGGAGGACCAGAACAGCACAGAGCUGGGCUACAUGAUAUCCGACAAGGCCUACAGGAUCGUAUUGGCUGGAGAUGCUGCUGUGGGAAAGUCCAGCUUCCUGCUUCGCCUCUGCAAGAACGAAUUCAAAUUAAACUCCAGCGCUACACUGGGAGUGGAUUUCCAGAUGAAGACACUAAUCGUAGAUGGAGAGCCCGUUUCACUACAACUAUGGGACACUGCAGGACAAGAGAGGUUCCGCAGCAUUGCUAAGUCUUAUUUCCGCCGGGCGGACGGUGUUUUGCUGCUGUAUGAUGUCACCUGUGAGAAGAGCUUUCUUAAUGUUCGAGAGUGGGUGGACAUGAUCGAGCAGGAUGGGUCCCAGGAGGAUAUUCCCAUCAUGCUCGUCGGUAAUAAGUGUGAUCUUAGACCAGAUAGAGCUAGCUGUGUUCCUACCAGCUAUGGAGAGAAACUGGCCAUGACAUACAACACUCUAUUCUGUGAAACUAGUGCCAAAGAUGGCUCCAACAUCCUGGAGGCUGUCCUGCACCUGGCCAAGCAGGUAACAAAGCAGGCUGCUUUCGAUGAGAAAAGUCACUAUCAGUCGCUGCCCAACUUAGAUGCUCCCAGGAAGAAACCAAACUCCUCCUGCUGCACCUGAUCAAACUCAACAGAGCUGGACCUCAUCAUAGAAAAGGACUACGAAUGCAGAAACCACAAAAUAAGACAUAAUCUCUGCAGAAGUAUGGUAACAGGAACAAAUCAUUGUUGUAAAUAACCAAAACAAUUUAACAUAUGGAUUAAGUGAGCAAACAAAUCAUGGGAUCACAGCAGAAUCCCCACUACUCUCUUUUUUCAAUUCAAGGUUAUUUGAACAUAAUGACUAUCAAGUAUUUCAGCCACAUCGUUUUAUUUUAUGAAUAUUUAAAUCAGUGUAAACUUCUUGCCAUGUGAAACAUAUGUUAAUUUUGUAUUAAGCUUUUACACAUAUUUAAGUAACAUUUGCACAGUUUGCCCAGGCUGGCACUGCCAUGUUGUAAAUAAACUCCGAGCUAAACGUGGGAAGAGAAAGACAGCUGUGAAAGUGAAGUAAAAUGUCAAAAGGAUUUGAAUGUAAAACCAAGUAUGUGCACAUGUUUUUAACGUGACAUUAGUAUGUGACGCUUACAAAUACCUGUAUGUGAUAGAGGAAAGAUGUCAGCUUUUUGUAAUGGUGAGGAAAUAAGAAAAAUAAGAAUAGAUUGUUAUCUGGUUAUGUGGCACCUACCUAAUCAAAUAAAACAGCCUCAAUCCACUGUAUCAGGUGCUGAAAGGAAACACAAGUGUGUUGAUGGCGGAUGUCAAACUUUGAAUUGUAUUGAUGGCCGACAUUGAGACUAUAAGAAUUGUGGGAGAACUCAAAGCAAGACCUCCGUCGUCAUUCAUUAACGAUGAACCCUGGUGCAAUGUGUGCUUGUAUGAGAUUUCACUCUAAUGUCACAACCCACCGUCUGUAUAAUAUUACCCCGCAGUGUUACAAAUCCUUUUCAUUUGACUUCCCACUGGGGAUGACUGUCUGUUAUAGAAGUGAUAUGUUUGGAACUGAACGUAUAACACAUCAUGAAUGCUUUAAAUAACUAAUGUUAUUUUAUUUUCUGGUAUGAGUUAAGAAAAAAAAGAGAGGUGGCAGGAUUUUUUAUUUUUAUUUGUAUUCCUCAGAUGCAUGACUGUUAUUCUGUUUAAUUAUGUACAUUUAAUUUUAGCAGUAGAGUAUAUCUUAUUAAUUGUUAAUAAUCAUACAUCAUUGAAGGGUAGUGUAUAAAGAUGUCAAUAAACUGAAACUCAAGCUCGAGAACCAAUGGAUAUCUAAAUGUGCAUGUAGUAGAACAUGCUCAGCUAUUUAUUUCUACACAGAUUCAACUUCUUUUUGAAUAAAUGUCAUAAAAAAGAAACUGUGAAGUCA